UUGUAGCAAUUCGCUCUAUUCGCUAUUCAAAAUGGCGACGGUGUUGCGUUCACGGUGCGCGUUUGCGCGACUUUUUGCCGGAAAAACUGGACAAAUCUUGAACAACUCGACUGAUUUAGGAAUAAAAUCAGCCCCAGAAUCACUAUCGACAACACUCGCCUCCCGGAGUUACUCAAGUUAUGCGAAGUCACCAUUUGCGGACAAAAUAUCUGAACAAUACAAUUAUGAAAUAGUGAAAAAUCCACCUGAAUGGGCAUUCGUUGAACAACUUUUGCCGUUUGAAACCAUUCCGAAAGUGAAGCCUAAAGAUUCUUAUCCGUCUGGUUGGGUACCACCUAAAGAAGAAGCAGUUAAUCAUCCUUAUUUCUUAAAAAGAAAUAAAAACCACGAAAUUCCGAUAUAUUUGAAUUUGUAUAACAGAGGUGCGCGCAAAAUUACUAGAUUGAAAGGAAUUGAUGGUGAUAUUUGGUUACUGAACGAUGAAAUAAAAAGUUUAUUAAAAAAGAAACAUAACAAAUAUGUAGAAACUAGAGUACAUGAGCUAGGCACAUUUAUCGAUGUAAAAGGAGAUUAUGUCAAUGAUCUUCAAGAAUGGGCAUUUUCUAAAGGUUUUUAAGUAGAACGACAAAUUUGUAGAGAAUAAAUUGAUUUAACUAGA
Messenger RNA from Ostrinia furnacalis (Asian corn borer), 658 nucleotides. It is a transcript of the gene mRpL49, whose product is annotated as mitochondrial ribosomal protein L49. NCBI's taxonomy places the organism in Eukaryota, Metazoa, Arthropoda, Insecta, Lepidoptera, Crambidae. Bases 32 to 616 code for a protein of 194 amino acids. The transcript is spliced from 2 exons. Gene Ontology annotation, biological process: translation. The record is from RefSeq and is a predicted model, not a curated record. Gene Ontology annotation, cellular component: mitochondrial large ribosomal subunit; ribosome. Gene Ontology annotation, molecular function: structural constituent of ribosome.